CGAGAGGGAGAGAGCCGGGGGGGGUGGGGGGCCACUCGAAGAUGGUUCAGCAAACCGCGGGCAAGUUUGAGGCGGACGGCAGCUUGUGCCGGGAUGUCCCGGAGAGUGAGUUGCUCGCCUGCAGCCCGUCGGCGGCAGCCCCUUCCCCGUGCGAGGGCGACCCGGACUGGUGCAAGACGGCGAGCGGCCACAUCAAGCGGCCGAUGAACGCGUUCAUGGUGUGGUCGAAGAUCGAGAGGCGGAAGAUCAUGGAGCAGUCGCCGGACAUGCACAACGCCGAGAUCUCCAAGCGGCUCGGCAAGCGCUGGAAGACGCUGCGGGACAGCGAGAAGAUCCCCUUCAUCCGGGAGGCGGAGAGGCUGCGGCUCAAACACAUGGCCGAUUACCCCGACUACAAGUACCGGCCGCGGAAAAAGCCCAAGACCGAGGCGGGCAAGCAGCAGCAGCAGCACCAACAACACCAGCACCAUCAGGCGCCUCAUCAACAACAGCAGCCAGCAGCGGCCGCUCCCGGGCUCACGCCGGACAAGAGUCAGGGCAAAAGCUCCAAACAUUCGGGCAAGAAAUGCAGCGGCGGGAAACUCAAACCCCCCAAACCCUGCACCAACUCCUCCUCCCCACCUCAGGGAAACGGGGAGAUGUCCGAGGAUUUUGUCUUUGGCAACCUGAGGGGGAACAAGACGGUGCGGAGUGUGUUCGGUGGCGGUCCCGAGACCCCCUUGCCUCAGCAAGCGGCGGAUUCCUCCUCCUCCUCCUCCUCGUCCAGCCCGCGGCGGGCGAGUGUGGCGGCGGUGCCGGCCAGCCCGACCCUCAGCUCGGCCGCCGACUCGGUGGAAGGGGCGAGCCUGUACGAGGAGCGGGACGGCGGCACGAGGAGGGCGCCUCCGACCAAGGCGGGCGCCGGCAGGAGGUGCUCGCACUCGCCCAGCUCCAGCUCCGGCUCCAGCUCCAGCCGCCGCUCGGCCUCCACCUCCAGCGAGGAAGCGGACGAUUUGCUGUACGACUUCAGCAUGAGCUUCUCCGGGGCUGGCGGCAGCAACAGCAGUGGCGCCGGAGGGGGGAACGGCUCGGAUCCGCUCAGUUCAGGGAAUGUCAGCCUCUCGCUGGUGGACAAGGACUUGGAUUCGUACAGCGAGGGCAGCUCCGGCUCCCACUUUGAAUUUCCAGACUACUGCACUCCCGAACUCAGCGAGAUGAUUGCCGGAGACUGGUUAGAAGCCAACUUUUCCGACCUGGUCUUCACGUACUGAUUUAUUCCCCUUCAACGAAAUACUUUUUUUUGAAGGAAAAAAAGAACCCAGAACUUUUCAUUUCUGUUGGUUGCUUUUUUUUUAAUGACAGGAUGUUUUUAUUCAAAACACAGUUGCCACCGGUCUCCAGGUCCGAUUCGCUCUUCGAGUGGGAUAUUUUCCCCUUAACCGUCUGUGAAGCCCUCCCAAAAGGUGUUUGUUUUUUUAAAAAAAAAUAAAGGAAUAGAAACACAAACUUACUUUGAUUGGAAAUCGUGGCCGGACUUUGUAUACAACGCUUUGGCGGCGCAACUGUUAAAACCAGUUCCUUGGAUUUUCCCAGCGGGACCACGACAUAGAGAGAGAUGUGAACACUGCAGGGAGUUUUAAAACGGCAAAAAAAAAAUGAGAAUCCAGGCUUGUAUGCAAACACUUUUAUCUUACACCACGACCCUGAAGUUAACUUGAUCCGUUGUACUGUUUUAAUCGUGUGAUGUAUUUCCAAUAAGACUGUUUUUUGCUCUGUAAAUUUUUUGUUCCCUCACAAUUACCUCCUUUUACCACCUAAUGACACAGGCAGCAUAAACCUCAAGAGUAUAAGUUUUUUUUGAUACAUGCAGACCUCAAGACUUUUUAAAACGAAGAAAAAUAAUACUAAAUAUUUUCACUUGUAUUUUUCUAUAGCUAAAAGGGAACCUUCUCGCUGUGAUAGUCCAGUGAGAAUUUCUGGCACUUGCUUUUUUUUAAAAAAAAUUAUUUUCCUCUUCUUUUUCUUCCUGUAUAGCAUGUGAACGUUGGUACGUCCUGCUUUCAAGGAUUCAAAAAACAUUUCUUUUUGAAAAAAAAGCAAAAUCCUUGCAUCAAUGCCUUGUGAUUUUAAAUCUGCAAGUGCUCAGUCUUUUUGUACAGUUGUAGAUUUAGAUUUGUUGAAUAUUUGUAGGUAAGAAAAUUUAUUGAAAAGACGUGAGAUAGAACUCGACUCGUUCCUAGUGAGAUUAUAUGUACUGUAUCAUAUACUGUAGGAAUUCUAUGUGUACUCAUACGCUGUGAUAUGUGGGUUAAAUCCCGAGGGCAGGUGUAAACUGGAGGAUUUUUAACAUGGCACAUGUGAAAUCUUAAUUCAUUUUUGUGCAAUAUGAAUCUCAGAUCAUCUGCACAUUUUGUAGCAAACUUAUGAACUAAAACAGACGUGUGCACUGUAAUCAUUGCCUGUCUUGAUGCUAAGAGUCUGUAUCCGGGGAGGGGCGGGGGAAUUAAAUAAAGAAAUCAGCUGGAACUGAU
Molecule: messenger RNA, 2510 nt
Organism: Hemiscyllium ocellatum (epaulette shark)
Lineage: Eukaryota; Metazoa; Chordata; Chondrichthyes; Orectolobiformes; Hemiscylliidae
Product: transcription factor SOX-11-like
Exons: 1
Coding region: 42-1250 (402 amino acids)
Biological process (GO): neuron differentiation; anatomical structure morphogenesis; positive regulation of transcription by RNA polymerase II
Molecular function (GO): DNA-binding transcription activator activity, RNA polymerase II-specific; RNA polymerase II cis-regulatory region sequence-specific DNA binding
Source: RefSeq, a predicted model, not a curated record